Molecule: messenger RNA, 993 nt
Organism: Acaulospora morrowiae
Lineage: Eukaryota; Fungi; Glomeromycota; Glomeromycetes; Diversisporales; Acaulosporaceae
Source: the annotation of a GenBank genome assembly
AUGGGAGCAUUCGGUUUAGUCUGUUCGGCAAAGGACCAACUGACUGGCACUAAUGUAGCCAUUAAGAAGAUUAUGAAACCAUUCAGUACUCCCGUUCUAUCAAAGAGAACUUACCGAGAAUUAAAAUUGUUGAAACACUUGAAGCACGAAAAUAUCAUCAGUUUGAGUGACAUUUUUAUUUCUCCGUUAGAAGAUAUAUAUUUUGUCACCGAAUUGCUAGGAACCGACUUACAUCGGUUGUUGACAUCUCGCCCAUUAGAAAAGCAAUUUAUUCAAUAUUUUUUGUAUCAAAUUUUGAGAGGAUUGAAAUAUGUCCAUUCCGCCGGUGUGGUGCAUAGGGAUUUGAAACCUAGUAACAUUUUGGUUAAUGAGAACUGCGAUUUAAAGAUUUGUGAUUUCGGUCUAGCUCGUAUUCAAGAUCCUCAGAUGACCGGAUAUGUCUCAACAAGAUAUUAUAGGGCACCGGAAAUCAUGCUUACCUGGCAAAAGUAUGAUGUGGCAGUGGACAUUUGGAGCGCCGGUUGCAUCUUUGCUGAGAUGUUAGAGGGAAAACCUUUGUUCCCGGGCAAAGAUCAUGUUAAUCAAUUUUCAAUUAUCACCGAGUUACUUGGUACUCCACCUGACGAUGUGAUUGAAACCAUUUGCAGCGAAAAUACUCUUCGAUUUGUACAAUCAUUGCCAAAACGGGAGAAGAUUCCGUUCUCCAAAAAGUUCAUCAAUGCCGAACCUGAGGCAUUGGAUCUUCUUGAGAGAAUGCUUGUGUUCGAUCCAAGGAAACGAAUUAAUGCCGAGCAAGCUUUGGCUCAUGAAUAUUUGUCACCUUAUCAUGAUGAAUCCGAUGAACCAAUCGCGGACGAAGUCUUUGAUUGGUCUUUCAACGAUGCUGACCUUCCCAUCGAUGAGUGGAAGAUGAUGAUGUAUCAAGAGAUACUAGAUUUUCAUAAUGCUGAUAGAUACUUGGAAAAUCCCGAGGCCAACACGAGAUAUGUUUAG